Messenger RNA from Orussus abietinus, 3644 nucleotides. It is a transcript of the gene BNIP3, whose product is annotated as BCL2/adenovirus E1B 19 kDa protein-interacting protein 3. The record is from RefSeq and is a predicted model, not a curated record. Gene Ontology annotation, cellular component: mitochondrial envelope; mitochondrial outer membrane; nucleus. Lineage: Eukaryota; Metazoa; Arthropoda; Insecta; Hymenoptera; Orussidae. Gene Ontology annotation, biological process: mitochondrial outer membrane permeabilization; positive regulation of apoptotic process.
GAAGGUGAAUUGCUGGAGAAGAAUACCGACUGGAUCUACGAAUGGAGCUCGCGCCCUGACCAAGCCCCUCCAAAAGACUGGAAAUUCAAGCACCCCUUGGGAAUGACAAAACGGAAAACAUACAGUAUCCGCACCGCUAAAGUCGGUAAAAAUGGACUGUUCUCCAAAGAGGUUCUUUACACUCUUUUCCUCACCAACUUCCUUUCUUUGCUCAUUGGAACUGGUUUUGGAGUUUGGCUGACCAGGCGAGGAUUAAUGAUGCCCCGAGUUACAAUUGAGUGAAGUCAGUAGUGCAAUAUCAUAUACGAUAAAACUAUUAAGCAACGGAGAAAGAUUGGCAAUUUUACGCCGGAAAGACUGAUAAGAUGGAAGGCAACCAAGCCUAAACAUGCAAGAAUGACACAUGCACACAAAUGAAAACCCAGCUAUACGCAUUAUCCAAUAAUAUAACUAUUUCUAUUUUAAUCCUUAAUUAUACAGUGUUCUUCUUAAACAAUGUUUAUGAUUAAGUUAUAUAUAUAUAGCAAAUAUAUAUAUACAUAUGUACACGCAUAUGCGUAUAUGCCUAAGAAGGUAUGUUUAUAAAAAAAAAAAAAAAAUGUGGUAGCCUAGCUCCGGAGAGAAUAAGAACAUGUCCAUUUUAUACCGUUUCUAAUGCGUUUUUAUCUGCGAUAGUUUGUAGGUAUAGCUUGGAUAGUAUUUAUCUGAAACUUCCUGCUUAAUGAGUUAAGGUGAAGUGAGACCUUCUUCAAAUCAGUCGAUUCGAAUAAGAUACUUUUUUUAAAAGGGUAUUCCACCGAACUGGCUAAUGUUUGGCACAUGACUUGUGAGCACUUUAGUAAUAUCCUGACGCAUUCAAAAGUUUGAUUGUCAUACAAAAUUAUUUUAUGUAGCAUAGAGCAGGACCAAAAUGGCGAACAUCCAUGUAUCGAUCAAUAUACAAUAUUGAAGGCUCUAAUUUAAGAAACGAACGUAUCUAGACAAUUGUGCAACAAUUUAGAAUAAUUUAGUACUCGAGAAACUCCUAUUUGAACGUGAUAAAUUAAAAAAAAAAUGUGUCUUAUGAGCUACUAUAAAAAACGAAAGUAACACGAGAUUUCAGAGAGAAAAUUUAGGUGGCGCAGGGCGGCACUCUGUAGUCAAUUAGGGAUUCAAAAAUAAUGAAUCUAGGAAAUUUCUAGACUUUUGCUAUGAUUUCUUUAUAAUUAUUGCACGUAAACAACAGAUCAAAAAGAUCACGUUCGUUUUUAACGUAGAUAUUUAGAAGAAUCUUUUUUACCGACGUCGAUUAAAUUUCUCAAUGGGUUUCACUUCACCUUAAGAUAGCACGCUAAAAUUGGCGAAAUGAUGUAUAUUCUUUUAUUUAGGAAGAGUCAAAAUUAUGAUCCUGUUUAAAAUAACAUUCAGGUGAUCUUAAAAUGAUGUGAAUGACGCCGAUAAAUUUAAUCGACAGCAAUAAAAUAAAAUUCCUAUGUAUCCUUUUCGGUGGGAACUCCAUUUUGGAUCCUCUAGUAGUAACAAGCUGACGCGCCACGUUACCGAUAUUUACGUUUAUGUCAACAUUUAUUACACUGUAAAUUGAGAAUUAUGCAAAAUGCAGUACUCCAUAUGUCAUUUCAAUACAAAGAUUGUAGAGAGAUCAAAGUAAAGCUGAAGAAAUCCAUUGGAUUCACGAUUUUUGAUACUCUAAUGUACCACCGGCACCAUCGGUCAGGUUUAACUGGAACUAAAUAUUCGCUCUAAGAGCACGCGUUACCCACAGAACAUGCGAGCAUUCUUUUACAAUCAUUUAUUAUAAUAUCUUUUAUAUUUUCCCAUUUGACUUUGUCAAAUUCGAUUUUUAUAGUAUUGUAAAUUAGAACAGUCUUCAAAAAACAUAAAAGAGCGAAAGAAUGCGUGAAUGAUGCCAGGAUGGUUUUAGUCCAUGGUAAAUCAAAAAAUGUAUUGUUACAAAAUUAAAUUUCACGAAUUUGAGGGCCUCUAAUGCGCGUGGCAAAAUUUGAAACGAAUCGGUACACACAACUCAGAAAACUUCUCUGAAUGAUUUUACCCCUCAAACGCCGGUUUCAUAUCAGCUUAAUAUUCCUACUUCCACGAGUUGCUUACAUCAAAUGUUCAGUUAUCUUUCAUUACAUGUAGCAAUUAUGCAGUUCCUAUAUAUGUGGAACAUUUUUAUUAUUCUAUCACUUAGCGUGAGUAAUGGUAAAUACUUCCCUUUUGUUUGAUCAGUAAUAGUGCUGAUUGCGAGACUUCGUGAUAAAGGGUGUAAGCAUUUGUGUAUUUCUUGAAUACUUCAACAAUUACUGAAAAUCUUAAAGCGGCAAAUCGAUACCUAAUGUGCCAUGUUCCUGUAAUUCCGGCAUUCAAACACUGUUUCUACAAAAUUACUUUUAUUUUUUGCUCAAUCAAACACUCACGUACUUAGUUUAGAAACUUAUAUUUUUUAUAAGAGCAAUCAUCGGGUAAGAAACUAUUCUUGUUCACUUGUCACAAUUCACUUGAGGUUUUAAUAUGGUUUUAUUGUGCUAAUAUUAAUACAACUUUUAUGUCAGUCUAAAAAAUUGUAAUCGAUUUAAAACAAUUAUACUAUACAUAUAAAAGAAUAAUUGAAUAAAAAUUUAUUGGGAAGCAAUACAAUAGUCACUAUUCGUUCAUAAAACAAAUCAUCACAUUCGCAUUCUCUCUAACACGUACAAAAAAUAAUAUGUACUUUUCAGUUUAUAUUCACGAUUUAUGGUUUCUGAUAUUUCCGAAAUGGAAUAACUCCGUCACACUGUAUGCACUCAUGUGUAUAAAAUUAUCCUACAGAUGUAAUAUAUUUAAAUGUUUGUGUACAAAACGAUUGGCAGGAUUAAAUCAUUAAAAUUAAUUAUUUUGUUUAACAACAUAUUAUUUCAGCAAAAUCAGUUUUCAGUAACGAUUUCAAUUUCUUCACUUUUGCAUGAUAAUCUUUGUUUGAGUUAUUAAUGACAAUGCUUUAAAUGUAAAUGUAAAUAUCUAUACGAGUACCCAGGGACAUUUGGACUCCUUACGGACCUAAUUGACAUUUGAAGUAUUAUUGUUUUCCAUUCUUACAUUAAUAUAAAAUUAACCGGAAAACCAUUUCAUUGUUUCAUUUAUUCAUUCAAUUAGGUUGCUUUAUUUUUAAUUAUUUAAUGUUCUAUUUCAUUCAAUAUAAUUCGCUGGAGUGAUUUAUGUUCUGUUUAUAAUUGAAGUUAAGUUUCAUCCAUAAAAUUACAUAUUUAUUCUGCUUAACACGUUAAGCGUGGAACCGAUUUUGCUGAGCUUUCCGUUUAGGCGGCACAAUUUUUUACAUAUAGGAUUCUUGAUGCCGUGUCAGUCCCCAGGGACUGACACCGCGCUUAACGUGUUAAUUAAUUAUUCAUUUUUGUAUGGCAACAGUUUUCUCAAACAUUUUUAUAAUCUGUUCGAUAAUUUAAUUAUAUAUAUUGCAUAUUUCUCAAUUUUGCGUAAUGGAAUGGCAUUCAGGCAUUUUUGGAGGCAUAAAUUAUUAAUAUUUUUAGAUUUUCUUCUGCACAUACAUACAUAGAGUAAGAAAGUACUUGGAUAUUUGACUGUGGCUAUAGUCACACUUUCUUGUGUAUAAUAUGUCAAUUCCAAUAAAAUUUUGGCAUUCUUGUGUA